AUGAACAAAAAUAUCGUUGUACUGGGCGCGGGUAUUUCGGGUCUGUCUACCGCAACUUUUUUAUUACAACAAGAAAAAGAUAUUAAAAUCCACAUAAUUGCAAGUAUUUUUCCGAAUGACCCAGAAGCUUCAUCUAAUGAAUAUACGAGCACUGUUGCCGGUGCACAUUGGAGAAGUCAUGCUGAAAAUGAUAUUAGACAGCAAG
Racocetra persica is the source of this 205-nucleotide messenger RNA. The record is from the annotation of a GenBank genome assembly. NCBI's taxonomy places the organism in Eukaryota, Fungi, Glomeromycota, Glomeromycetes, Diversisporales, Gigasporaceae.